GGAAUUUCACACAGAAACAGGUCUUUUGCUCCAUCUCGAACGAAAAAAACUCAAAUUGUGCAACAAUUCCCGUUUUUUCGCAGGAUCCGGAUCCGCGUUAAUCCUCACUUAGUGCUAUUAAACAUGUGCCUCUUAAAAUAACUCUAGUAUUUAUCGAUUAUAAUCACAUAACAUUAACGAACAUUUUUUCUGUUGCGGAGUCGAGGAAUUUUUUUUUUGUAGAACGAAAAAAAAAUAAAGACGAGUGUUUACGUUCAUCUUUAUAAAUACAAAAAUAUUUUUUUUACACGAAAAAUAUUUGAAAUCCGCUUAUUUGGACGAAAAUUUGCUCAAAAUAUGACGUGAACUUGCGCCGAUGGACAGACAGCAACAAAUUAAAAAGCAAUAAAUUCAGCAGUAUUUGGCACACAAACACGAAAAACAGCAAAAAAUCAGCAACUCCUACAACAUCUCGAGUAACAAAAGUAGCAUUAGAGACGCAAAAACACACAAAAAUUUAGCUCACAAUGGAGUCAAUGGAAUACGAGAUGGCCCGCAAUAUGACGUUGCUGUUCUUCUUGGAGCGACUCAUUGACAAAGGCGAGCCCCGUACGUUGCACGAUCUCUCAUGCCAGUUUGGGGCGCGCGGAUUCACACGAGAAAUGCGACAAAUUGCUGGAGGAAGUCAAUCAGGACUGAAAAAGUUUCUGGCGAAUUAUCCGGCGCUCUUCAACAUCGAUGGCGAUUACGUGCACUUGAACGUUUAUACGGCAGCUGCGAGCAAGGACACCGGUGGCAGUGACUACAUCGAAGAAACGAAGCAAUAUUUCAAGAACAAACUCUUGCAAUACGGCAUCGGCACCGAAGUUCCCAUCAAAAGUUUGCUCGGGCAUCGUUCGCAAGCGUCUCCCCAAGUGCGGCACAUCUCGGGGCAACACAUUAAGGAAUUUACGGAUUUUUUGCUCCGUCAUCCGGAUACGUUUCAAGUUGUCGACGACAAUGUCAUCCUCAUUGGCUGCGAUGACGUGCAAGAUGUCCCGCAAUCCGAACGUUUGCAUUUGCCGCCCGCCUCGAUCGACACCAAGGCCACGCAAGAGCUCCUCGACUACAUUGCCGACACCAUUGAGAGCCAAGGACCGCAAAUUGUGUUUUCGCUCUUCCACGCAAUCACCUCGAAGUUUCCGCAGGAACAGUGGUUCCGGAUGUUCAAGACGCCCAACGACUUGUCGACCUUCCUGAAACUCUUCUCGGACUGCUUCCACUUGCAAUCGGAUCUAGUCGCUUUGCUGCAAAAACCAAAAUUGUCCGAUACACAUAUCAAACAUGCUCAAGCUGCAUUUACCUCACAACAAGCGAUGGAAAGCAAGAAACGUGCUGCUGCGCCGAACAACGGAUCGCAACGGGAUGCGGUGUCGCGAACAAUUUCGCCGGCAAGCGGUUUGAAUGGCGUGAAAGGCAACAAAGUGGGCGAUUUCAAAUUGAAUGAGCCAGUGUCGCAAAAUCAUUUGGGACAGGGUAAAGUUCCGAUUACGAGUGAGCCGAAUAGUGGAUUUGAUAGUCUCGUGACGACAGAAGUGAAAUUGGAGAAUUUGUGUCCGAAUAAUUGUCCGACAGGAGUGAAAAAUCCCGUUAGUCCACAAAAUUCGUUGAUGGCUCCCCAAUCCCCGGAAACGCCUCCGCCUGGCAAAACGGGCAGCAUUUCGGACCGCUUAAUUGUCGCCAGCAACAAUGCGACCAACAAAUCCUCUCAACCGCCUCAUGCGCGUCAAACGCUAAAGCAACGCAUCAACUCUCUUGUGAUCAAAACCAUUUCCGACAACUUGGAAAAAGACAAACACACAAUGGGCUCCCUUCAACAGACUGACAACAAUGGCGGCAGCGGCAACAACGUAAGCGCCAACAAUCGUCAAAACACGCCAAACACGAGUCCCAUGCACUCGGCAGUGAAUCACUUCAACGGCGACACGUGGCGCCUCAAAAUCUUGCACAACACAAAAGUGAUCGUGACGGUGAAGGAAUCUCUCUUUGUCACGGACACCCUCUUGAAGCAAGGCAAACAGAAGCAAACUGUCAUCUCGGUCGACUGCGAAGGCAUAAAUUUGGGUGUUCGCGGCCAAUUGACUCUCGUGGAGAUCGGAACGACGCGCGGCGAGGCAUUUAUCUUCGAUUUGAUGGCAUGCCCGGAAAUUGUGCUCGAUGGCGGUCUCAAGGCGUUGCUGGAAUGCGAAAAUGUGAUUAAAGUGAUUCAUGACUGCCGCAAUGACUCGAUUAAUUUGUACACGCAGUUCGGCAUCAAGUUGCGGAAUGUCUUUGAUACGCAAUCCGCGCAUGCGGUGCUUCAGUGUCAGGAUAGCGGAAAGCCCGUGUACAAGGUGAAAAAUGUCUCGUUGAAUAAUUUGUGUGAAAUUUACAAUGCGCCGAUAAAUCCGAUGAAGGAUCACUUGAAGAACAUCUAUAGACGCGAUCAAAAGUAUUGGGCAAGACGACCAUUGACGAAGGACAUGAUUUUGUAUGCAGCUGGAGAUGUCUUGGUGUUGAUUAAUGACCAGUUGUACGCGAAAAUGGCAAAGAUGAUCAAACCAGAAUACCGUCAAUUGUUCUCUGAGCUCUGUACGGAACAAAUUUUGAUGAUUAUCAGUCCAAAUGAAGUAAAAUGCAAGAAAAAGCAGCGCAAAAUUCAACAUGAAGUACAGGAUUUGAAGAUGAAAUUGCAACGAAACAGCAAGAACAUCGUUUUGAGUAAUCGGGAAAUCAGACUUUUGAGAUAUCUGGACCUGACUGAAGAGGAAAAAGAAAAGCUCAAAGGCUCCUAUAAGGUAGCCAAGAAAUUGGAGAAGCUCGAAAGUUUCGGACAAGAUCGAAGCUUAAGUGACUCCGAGGACGAAAUCGAUGGCAAUGAUCAAGAAUAUCCCAGCUUAGACAGUGUUCCGAGUGACAAUUCAUCCGGUGGCGGUGGCAACAAUACAACUUUCAGUCCAAACACGUCGGAACCGCCAAGUAUUACGGAAUCAAUGAUGCUCAUGAACGACAUUUUAUCGGACAAAGAGAUGGAUCGACACGAACGAAUUGACAAACUUGAGGCAAUUUUAUCGGCUGUCAGCACGAUGGAUGAUAGUGUCCUUUCCGACGAGUUGUUAUCAGACAAUUUGUAUGAGAAUACCGACGCGCUCAUUAACGCAAAAGACUUGAACAAACUUUCGAUGGUGAAUGACACGAAUAAAAAUAAGGCGGCGCCUUAUAUCGAUCAUCAAGGCGGCAAACGAAGUGUUUCGUGUCAAACUUACAGCACGGGCGACAUUAUUUCUGCCGUCACCAUCGACGACGACUAAACGACAAUUGAUUUGUCCUAAUUAUUAUUUAUUAACCCCUUAAGCAAGACUUAAUUUUUUUUUACGAUUUUUGAAAAAUCCUGUUGAAAAAUUGACGCAAUCAGCGAAAAAUUCAUUGAAAAAAAUUCGAAAGACAAAAUUUAUACUAAAAAAAUGUUAGAAGUAGUCACCUUGUAGUGGAAAAAAUGUUACUAGAGCUUUCAAGGAGUCUCGUUCCUUUUUCUAUUUAAUAAUAUUUAUAAAAAAACGAGACUUCUCUAAUAACCUUAGGACUCACAAACUCACAUAUUUGCUCUAAAAAAAUUUACAAACUUUUUUUUUUGUAGUAGAACGCGCUUUUGCUCUUCUAUAAACUCAACGCAACUCAAAAAAAUAUGAGACACGAAUAAUUUGAAAUUAUUCAAUUAAAAAAUUCCGAAAAGGACCAAAAAAGCUUACACAGCUUCUAAAAGAAAAAAUAUUUGUAGGAAAUUAGAAAUUUAUAUUAGGAAACGCUUCCAAAAUUAUUGAAAAAAAAGUUAAAGUUAACUAAAAAAAUUAUAUUAUUGACUUAUGAAAUUGUUAAAACAUUGAAAAAAAAAAUCAACGACGAAAUUUUUGAUAAAAAAUUAUUGAAAAAAUUGACUAAAGCAACUAUUGGCAGUGCCUUUAUUUGAGUAUGCAUUUCGGUUGCGACAACUACGUUCAAAAAAAUCGUCAAUUUAGCAAAUAAAAACUAAUAAAAAAGUC
Molecule: messenger RNA, 4037 nt
Organism: Culicoides brevitarsis
Lineage: Eukaryota; Metazoa; Arthropoda; Insecta; Diptera; Ceratopogonidae
Gene: egl
Exons: 8
Coding region: 507-3308 (933 amino acids)
Biological process (GO): nucleobase-containing compound metabolic process
Molecular function (GO): 3'-5' exonuclease activity; nucleic acid binding
Source: RefSeq, a predicted model, not a curated record